Cetraspora pellucida is the source of this 236-nucleotide messenger RNA. The record is from the annotation of a GenBank genome assembly. Lineage: Eukaryota; Fungi; Glomeromycota; Glomeromycetes; Diversisporales; Gigasporaceae.
CUUGUUCAAUAGGAGAUGGAAAACGUGACUGUCAUUCAGGCUCUGCUUGUAGCUCUGAUAAUGAUUGCAUAUUUAAAAAUUGCGAAAAUUUUGUUUGUGUACACAAUUUAGCCAAUGGCUGCAAAGUGGGAGGCCAGAAAAACAAUUGUAAUUUAGGUGAUCCAUGUGUAACUAGCGAUGACUGCAAAACACCAGGCUGUGAAGCAAACGAUAAUGAUGAUACUUUUUGUGUUUGA